AUGCCAUCCAUUAAUCCCCCUAAAAAGCCUCUAGGCAGGCUAAGGAAAUUUCCUACAACAGCAGCAGCAGCUGAUGCCAGGAAGAAACGCGAUCAACAACGAUACCUGCGGCAACGCCAUCCUCAGGGGCUCGCUGAUUUUAUUGCAUAUGAGCCCCAGAUUCCCGCAGAUGUACCUACUGAGACACCUACAGAAAUCGGCCUUCGGACGACCGUUCAG
Molecule: messenger RNA, 219 nt
Organism: Lindgomyces ingoldianus
Lineage: Eukaryota; Fungi; Ascomycota; Dothideomycetes; Pleosporales; Lindgomycetaceae
Exons: 1
Source: RefSeq, a predicted model, not a curated record